AUCAAACAUUUACAUGAGAAAGUUGACAAAGGCUGAAACAGCGGAGGAGGCCUCGCAACAAAGAGGCCCAUUUAUCGGGUACAGUCAGGGAGAGGGACACGGAGAGGGAGGGUAGGAGGAGAAACUGGGAGGAGAGUUGAAUUAAUGAAUUAAAAAUGUCGUGAAACAGCGGCUGACUGAAUACUUAUACAGAGAGGCAUGUAGUGGGGGGUCCUGGAGGAGUGGACAGCAUCAGCGUCUUAAACGUCUCCCACUCUGUCCCACAUGCAAGAAGAAGAAGAAGAGGUGCAAACUGUGCUCAUCUGAUUACAUAAUGACCCAGUAACAGUGAGCCAGAACCGGUGCCACCAGUACCAGUGUCCUGAGGGAGACGCUGACCGACCGACCGCCCGCUCGUCCAGGGGUCCAUGUUUUUCUUCUGAGGGUUUUCCAAACAAACUCAGGGGACGACACACGGCAAAAGAAAACAAUGUGAUGUCAAAUGGAGAGAGUGAGAGAGCGAGAGAGUGAGAGAAGUGUCGUUUAAAAAGCCUGAAAUUACUCUCCCAACAAGUCAGACGUAGAGACAUUUUUUUUUUCCCUCCACAUGUUUGCUGAACAACGAAAUUAACUAGAUCUUCACGUUUUCCAAGCUGCGGUCGACAGGAAGUGCCAGCCAUGACCUCAGCCACUCCUCCCUCCUCAGAAGGCUCCUCCCCACAGAAAGUUUGCCACUCCCAGACACAGACAGACAUCACCAAGCCCCUACUGGGCCCCGCAAGUGUGGCCGGAGGGGCGGGUGCCGGUGGAGGAGGAGCCGGGGCUGGCGGGCCCUGUGCUCUGCGAAGAAGGCGACGUGUCCUCUCCAAAGAUGGGCGGAGCAACGUGCGUAUUGAGCACAUAAGUGGGCGGGGGGCGCUGUACCUCCGCGACCUAUGGACAACGUUCCUGGACAUGCAAUGGCGUUACAAGUUCUUCCUGUUCUCUGCCACCUUCGCCGGGACCUGGUUCCUGUUCGGAAUUCUCUGGUACCUGGUAGCGAUGGUGCAUGGAGACCUACUGGAGUUUGACCCGCCCUCCAACCACACGCCAUGUGUAAUGGAGGUGAAGACCCUGACGGGGGCCUUCCUCUUCUCCCUGGAGUCUCAGACCACGAUUGGCUAUGGUUUCCGGUGUAUCACAGAGGAGUGUCCUGUCGCCAUUAUCCUGCUCAUUGUGCAGCUUGUCAUCACCAUGGUGAUGGAGAUCUUCAUCACCGGCACUUUUCUUGCAAAGGUUGCUCGUCCCAAGAAGAGAGGUGAGACCGUGAAGUUUAGUCAACACGCUGUCGUGUCGAACCACGAAGGUCGUCCCUGCCUCAUGAUCCGAGUAGCGAACAUGCGUAAAAGCCUUUUGUUAGGAUGUCAGGUGACGGGGAAGUUGCUCCAGACGUCUUUAACAAAGGAGGGUGAGACGGUGCGGCUUGAUCAGCGCAACGUGCCUUUUCAGGUGGACACGUCCAGUGACAGCCCCUUCCUCAUUAUCCCCCUGACCUUCUACCACAUCAUUGACGACAACAGCCCUCUUCGAGCCUGGGCAUCUAAAGGUGGUGGCUGGACAGAUCCAGAGCUGGCUGACUUUGAGCUCCUGGUGAUCAUGAGUGCCACAAUCGAGCCGACCUCAGCCACCUGCCAGGUUCGAACAUCUUACCUUCCGGACGAGAUCCUCUGGGGCUACGAGUUCCCCCCCGUUGUCUCCCUGUCCGCCGCAGGGAAAUACGUGGCUAACUUUGCCUUCUUUGACAAAGUGGCCAAAACUAAAACGCCACCCCUGUUCAAGCGGGCACCGAGCCCGCCAUCACAGGCGCCGCGCUACCCCAACGGCAAGGAGGACGGGACGGACGCGGAGAAGAUGAGACUGGAAGAGAGCUACAGAGGAGAGGAGAGGGGACGAGAGAGGGGACGCAUCAGAGAUAGCAGCCCACUGAGUGUGCGUAUUAGCAAUGUCUGAGGGAGGAGAGACAGGAAGCGAUCACGGAAAGUUGAUAUGAAACUGAGAUAAAGAGAUAGAACACAAGCUUCUCAAGAGAAGAAGAGUUUGAUUCUCACUCACACUCACAAACACAACACGCUGCCCACCCACAUUCAAAUUGUGGGACACUCGGCAGGAAAUGAAGCAUCUGGGCAACUUUUCACUACACACACACACACACACCCCUAAGAGAAGAAACUGAAAAUGGCUGCAGCUGAACAUCAGAGGGAGCAAAAUUGACAAAUGUACAGCACAACAUCAUCAAUGUAGAAGUUUAUUUUUACUUUUUGUGUUAAAAAAACAAAAAAAAAAAAACAGAACCAUAUCAGGUCCUUUGUCAUGUGUAGAACUUUUUUUUAUGACUUGAAUUAUUUUUCUUUAUUCCCUGAACCAGGCCUGAUUAUGACAGAAAUGAUAUAAGGGAACUUUUUUGGGGAAACAUAGAAGGGGAACUUAUUACAGACUAUUAAUAAAAUACCUACAAAAGUUCUCAAGAAAAUACUGGAAACUGUAUUAUUUUUAAUUUUAAAGGGAUAUUAUCAUACUGUAGUAUUCUAACAACAUUAUGUGUUCCACGUGAAAAUAUUCUUUGAUAUGAACAUUGUUGCUUAUUGGGUACGUAUAUAUUUAGUAAUACUAAAAGCACUUUAACUUAAGAGAAAAGUGGCAUUUCACACUACGUGAGUAACUGAACUAACUUUGAAUCUUAAUGCACUGUAUGAAAUAAUUGUAUUUGUGGUCAUGUUUGGUUUCACGAGUGUCUGUUCAUGCUUGUAAAUGAGGAACUCUGUGAGUGUGACAACAUUGUGCAUAUGAACUGUUUAAAGUACCUCCGUACAGCGUGUGAAGAUAUUUUAUUUCCCACAUCAUUGUCGCUCUCACGUCCCGACAACUCUGCAUUUUCCCACUUAUACUAAAAGUGCCAGUGAAUUUCGCUAAUCGACUACUUUAAAAAUGGCAUAAUUUUUUAACAAAAAAAAAAAGUGAUCUUCUUAUUAUGCAUCGUAAAUGAUGACUUAAAUUACAUCGCGGCACGUUUUGAGGCAGGUCGUAUAAUUUGCCUUUAAUCGUCGUCUUAAUUGAUCUUAUUUUGGAGUGUUUUUGUUUGAAUGACAUGAAGCAAAGUUUUAGUUUUUGAGGGAAUCGAGGAUUUGCGUUCAUUGCUAUAAGAAAUUGAUUAUGAAUAAAGUGCCACACUUCAAACCCUCUGCUCUUCAUAGAAGCCCAGUGAUCCAAUAUUCAAAAUAACUGAUACUGUUUCAGAUUCAGAUAUUUCAGAGAGGUUGUACUUUUUCUUUUUUAAACUGCAUUGCCUGCACUGUGUACUGUAUAUGGCUCACUCUGAAUACUGUAAGUUCACUCUCCUGACUGCUAAUGUACCUUUAAGUGCCUUCUUUAAUAAAUUUGAUACAUUUACAA
Molecule: messenger RNA, 3408 nt
Organism: Solea solea (common sole)
Lineage: Eukaryota; Metazoa; Chordata; Actinopteri; Pleuronectiformes; Soleidae
Gene: kcnj10a
Product: potassium inwardly rectifying channel subfamily J member 10a
Exons: 6
Coding region: 658-1968 (436 amino acids)
Biological process (GO): potassium ion import across plasma membrane; regulation of monoatomic ion transmembrane transport
Cellular component (GO): plasma membrane
Molecular function (GO): inward rectifier potassium channel activity
Source: RefSeq, a predicted model, not a curated record